Messenger RNA from Penicillium malachiteum, 231 nucleotides. RefSeq lists its product as uncharacterized. The record is from RefSeq and is a predicted model, not a curated record. The coding region runs from base 1 to 231 and encodes 76 amino acids. Lineage: Eukaryota; Fungi; Ascomycota; Eurotiomycetes; Eurotiales; Aspergillaceae. The transcript has 2 exons.
AUGUUUGCUUCGAGGAGGGCACGCAGUCCGCUCGGUCUUUGCGUGAAACUUAAAUGCAAGGACACUGGAAAGUCUGCUCAUACCGUGUGGUAUGGCGAGGUGGAACAAACAGCUCUUAAUGCUGUGGUUGAGGCCAAAUCCCCAGGUGCGUCUUCCUAUGAGAAGACCCAAGUGUCUGGAGUGGACUGGCAAGACAGCAAGGGGGGAGACAAUGCCGCCCAAGAAUUAUGA